CAGAAGAAUAUUGUAGUUGAAAAUGGUGUAAAGAUGGACAAAGAUGGUCUCACUGAUCUCUAUAUUCAACAUGCUAUUCCCCUGCCUCAGCGUGACUUACCAAAAAGUAGAUGGGGGAAAAUGAUGGAAAAGAAAAGACAGCAAAAUGAGUCAAAAAGUGAGAAUAAAAGUGUUACAAUGGUGGAAGGUUUAAGGAAACGGCCAUUAAUUGUAUUUGAUGGCAAUUCAACAAGUACAAGCAUAAAGGUGAAGAAGACAGAGAACGGAGCUGCUGAUCGCCUAAAACCUCCUCCAGCUGGAAGCACAACCAACACUGUUAGAAGAUUAUCUGUUCCUUCAAAUGCCUCAACAUACAUUUCAGCCUCCAGUUUAUCAGAGGACGCUAAGCUGGGAAUGAGGAAUAAUGAGGCUAAGCAGAACAAUAUUUCAAAGACUAACAGCAGCAUGUUGGCUAGUCUGAAGGUGUACCCGUUGUCACCAGUAGCAGGAACUACUGUUGUGAAAUUAAAGAGAGCUGUUCCAAAAGAAGAAUCUGAUUUGCCGAAUGACCUAAAGCCUACGGAAGCAAAGAAGAAAAUCCAGCAUGUUACAUGGCCAUGAAGUAGCUAAUGGUGCUUGAAACAUAAAUGUUACUUCCAUAUUUUCAAACAGAUAAGUCAUAUUUAAACAGUUUAGGUAAAAUUCUUUUUAAACCUUACUGGGAUUCAGAUUGCUGUGAAGUUUUAACAAAUUUAGAAGUUCCCUGUUGUAAAGCUGGAAUCAUUAUCACCAGUCAUCUUUAAGAGUGUCUACUCUUGUAAACCAAGUAGUUCAUUACUUCUUUAAAAGGUGGUAAUAUUACAAUAUACUAAACUCCCCACUUCUAGUUUUCAAGAUUAUUAUAGUUCAUCUCCCGCAUGUCGCUACGAUUCACACAUAUAAAUAUUUUUGUUUGUUUGUUUCAGUAAGAUUCAGUUUUGUUCCACUUCUGAUGGAAUAGUUAAAAUAGCUGUUGAGAUUCAGAGUGAUCCCAAGAG
Pelecanus crispus (Dalmatian pelican) is the source of this 1016-nucleotide messenger RNA. The record is from RefSeq and is a predicted model, not a curated record. Lineage: Eukaryota; Metazoa; Chordata; Aves; Pelecaniformes; Pelecanidae.